Messenger RNA from Lampris incognitus (smalleye Pacific opah), 2413 nucleotides. RefSeq names its product carbohydrate (N-acetylglucosamine 6-O) sulfotransferase 7 (gene chst7). Gene Ontology annotation, biological process: carbohydrate metabolic process; N-acetylglucosamine metabolic process. The record is from RefSeq and is a predicted model, not a curated record. Gene Ontology annotation, molecular function: chondroitin 6-sulfotransferase activity; N-acetylglucosamine 6-O-sulfotransferase activity. The coding region runs from base 115 to 1371 and encodes 418 amino acids. Gene Ontology annotation, cellular component: Golgi membrane. The transcript has 2 exons. NCBI's taxonomy places the organism in Eukaryota, Metazoa, Chordata, Actinopteri, Lampriformes, Lampridae.
UACACACAAACACACACACACACACACAUAACUUUACAGCGAGUGAGCACCCUUUAAACAGAGCAGUGCCAUACCUCCCGGGAAGAAGGCUAUGCCCGUUUAGGAGGAAGGGAAAUGAAGAGGAGACUACAGAAGAAAUACCUGAUUAUAAUAUUAGGCUAUUCUGUAGUGCUCUUGUUGAUUCCGUAUGUGUUGGAUUAUGGGGGCAAAUCCGUGCAUGUUAAACAUGGACAGCAGCAGCCCAAAUGCCCCGAUUUGGAGAGCACAAUGGCACUGUGGAAUAACGGUGACAAGUUCAACACCAGCGACACGGUGGAGUACGACAGUGUCAACAGGAGCCGGUCUCGGAUACACAUCUACCUGCAUGCCACCUGGAGGACGGGCUCCUCUUUCUUGGGAGAAUUGUUCAAUCAGCACCCCGACGUUUUCUAUCUGUACGAGCCCAUGUGGCACAUAUGGCAAGCCCUCUAUCCGGGCGACGCGGGGAGCCUCCAGGGAGCCGUGCGGGACAUGUUGAACUCUCUGUACCGGUGCGACUUCUCCGUCCUGAAACUUUACGCCAGCUCGCAGAACAUUAGCACGUCGUUCAUAUUCGGCUGGAAGAUGAACAAGGUGAUAUGCUCGGAGCCGCUGUGCGACGCGCACAGGAGACACGAAAUCGGACUGGUGAGAGAGGACCUGUGCGGGAAGUGCCGGAAGCGAGACGUCCGAGAGCUGGAGAGGGAGUGCAAGAAGUACCCCGUCAUGGUAAUCAAAGGCGUCCGUGUGCUGGACCUCGGCGUCCUUGUUCCUCUGAUGAGGGAUCCCGCGUUAAACCUGCAGGUCGUCCAGCUCUUCAGAGACCCGCGGGCCGUGCACAACUCCCGCCUGAAGUCGAAACAAGCCCUGGUCAAGGAGAGCAUUCAGGUACUGAGGAGCAAGAAGCAGACCGACAAAUACAAACGACUGCUGGCCCCCAACAACCGGGCGAACCGUGCCGAAAACUACGUGGCGACUGCGAUGGAGCUGAUCUGCGAUAACUGGCUGAACGACAUCACGCUGAUUCUGAAUGCACCCGCUUGGCUGAGGAGGAAUUACCUCCAGCUCCGCUACGAGGACCUGGUCCUGCGCCCCAUGGAGGAGCUGCAGAGGCUCUAUCGUUUCGCGAAUCUUUCCACUUUCCCCGAACUGGACAGAUUUGUGCUAAACAUGACGCAUGGCCAGGGGUAUUCCUCGGACAAGCCUUUCCUCAUAUCGUCGAGGGACGCCAAAGAGGCUAUCUACGCCUGGAGGGAAAGACUGAACGUGGAGCAAAUAAGCCAAGUGGAGGCCUACUGCAGUGAGGUGAUGAGGCAGCUGGGCUAUCACAAGAACAGCGUCGAUAAAACAUAGCCGUGCUGAAGCAGGAGCAAUUUGAGGAUUAAGGGGCCUGGCAUUCAGGGCUAAGGGCAACAGAUGGAAUAACAAUAAAAUGUGUUGGAAUCUGGUCCACUGGGAAUUCGCAAGCAUGACCGUUGGGUUGUUUCCCCUCAGCAAAGCCUGGUCGAUGAACUGGCGAAAAUUCACGUGGAGAGAGCCAAUAUUUGGAAAGAUGCAUUUGAAAUGGGGAAACCAUCAGCAACUGCAUUCUUGUCAGAAUGGCCGACCGGUAAAGUUGCUGGAUACAGAGAGUAAACAGGAAGGAUAAAGGUAAACAAGAAGAAAAUGAUCAGGUUCAUUCGUGCCGUCAUUCCACCUGGCCAGGCCCGAUCCCUCUGUCCUUUCAUCAGCACUAAUCCCUCCUCAAUCCCCUACAGGCAAGGGCCACAAUAAGCCUGAGACUGGUCUUGCUCGGAAGGCUGCUGCCAAGAUCCAGACCAGAGCACUGGUCGCAUCGAGUUCAGCCUGACCUAUGAACUCUGAAAAGGAAGCUAUCCGUCCAGCCAAUGUCCAAGUGUGGCUGUAAUCUUGAGCACUACCGAUACCCAACUGUGGUUGGCUCACUAACAACGCUCACUAACAAGAGCUUUGAAAAGAGGAACUGCUUUGUGAGACGAUGCCUGACUAGAGAACUAUUGUGCCCCAACCCACCGACUUCUCAGGAAUCCAGAAAGCUCAACUGCUCCCUCAUAACUGACCAAACACUCAUGCUAGUUUGAAGUUAUCUAACAUUUCAAGGAUGAGGCUGAGAGAACCGCCUUCUCUCCGGCAGUUUUCGCACUCAAACUGAUACCGAUGAAUCUAAAACACUAUUCCCACAGCACAGGUUAUUUUCAGUACUCUCCAAAAUGUCACUCACUCUGUCACCGUCAUGUCACAUCCCUCAAGACUGUGUUUAAGACGUAAAAUGAUAACAGCAUUUACAAAACAGCUUUUUAAGUUGACUGAAGCUAUUGUCUUGUCAAAGAAAGUGAAAAAAAAACCCUCAGCCAAAAUAAACUAACUUUAGUGAAAA